Platichthys flesus (European flounder) is the source of this 3613-nucleotide messenger RNA. Its product is annotated as monocarboxylate transporter 2-like. Lineage: Eukaryota; Metazoa; Chordata; Actinopteri; Pleuronectiformes; Pleuronectidae. Gene Ontology annotation, biological process: monocarboxylic acid transport; transmembrane transport. The record is from RefSeq and is a predicted model, not a curated record. The transcript has 5 exons. The coding region runs from base 279 to 1715 and encodes 478 amino acids. Gene Ontology annotation, cellular component: membrane. Gene Ontology annotation, molecular function: monocarboxylic acid transmembrane transporter activity.
CUUUAGAGCGAACUGAAAACACAACGCUUGGUUAGAGGACGUGUAACAUGUUGUUGUUAUCGGUUAGUUUGACCUUGUGAUAAAACACCUUGUCGGUUAAAGUCCGAUCCCUUCUCUACCGACAGUUCACUCAGUGUAACACAGAAAUCCUUUUUAAGACUGACUUUCAGGUUGCCAGGUUUGUGGAGGAUUCGCCACCGAGACACUUUGCACGAGCUUUUUUGUUUUUGGUUUUGUUAAUUUGACCUUCUGAUCAGGCUUUUGACGCUGAUUCAAUCAUGCCCCCCCCUGCGGCAACCAAUCUGGGCUACACCCCACCAGAUGGAGGCUGGGGCUGGGCUGUUGUCUUAGGCUCUUUCAUCUCCAUAGGAUUCUCUUAUGCCUUUCCCAAGUCCCUCACCAUCUACUUUAAGGAAAUCCAGGCGUAUUUUUCAGUUUCCUACAGUGAGAUUGCCUGGGUGUCCUCAGUCAUGCUCGCUUCUAUGUAUGCAGGAGGACCAGUGAGCAGUGUCCUUGUCAACCGCUUUGGCAGCAGACCAGUGGUUAUGGUCGGCGGGGUGAUGGUUUGUGCUGGCAUGGUGCUCGCUUCUUUUGGCACCACUAUCAUACAUCUGUAUCUUUGUGUUGGAGUAAUUGGAGGUUUAGGCCUUGCCUUCAACCUGCAGCCAGCCUUGGCGAUCAUCGGCACCUACUUCCAGGUGAAAAGGCCGCUGGCGAACGGGCUCGCCAUGACAGGAAGUCCAGUCGUUCUGUUCACUCUGGCUCCUCUCAACCAGUUUCUGUUCGAUUCCUUUGGCUGGAGAGGGAGCUUCCUCAUCCUGGGAGCGAUCGUUCUGAACUGCUGCGUCGCUGGUGCUCUGAUGAGACCGGUCAACAAGGCCGUCCAGCCCAAACCCAAGCUUGAACCCCCGCCAUGUGACCAGGAGGACCUUACCGCAAACGCCAAUGCACAGUCAGCCAACCUGCUGACUGAAGAAAGCCAAAGUGAAGACAAGAAGGAGCGCUGUUUGGACAAAUUCAUAGAUGUCUCCCUCUUCAAACACAGAGGCUUCCUCAUUUAUCUGAUCGGUAACGUGGUCAUGUUUUUUGGCCUUUUCGCACCUGUGGUUUUUCUGGCACCGUAUGCCCGACAUCAGGGGGUGGAUGAAUACUCGGCAGCUUUCUUGCUUUCUAUCUUUGCUCUGGUCGACAUGUUUGUCAGACCAUUAACUGGCUUCAUCGGCAACACCAAGUGGGUUCGGCCAAGGAUCCAAUAUUUCUUCAGCUUUGCUGUCGUAUACAACGGUGUGUGUCACCUCUUGUGCCCACUGGCAGAGGGAUAUUCGGGUCUGGUGGUCUACACUGUCUUCUUCGGCGUGGCCUUCGGGAUGCUUUGUGCACUGCUCUUUGAGGUCCUGAUGGACCUCGUGGGACCGAAGCGCUUCUCCACCGCUGUGGGACUCGUCACCAUCAUCGAGUGCGGACCAGUGCUGCUCGGACCUCCAAUGUCAGGAGCCUUGGUUGAUAAGUUUGGGGAUUACAAAUACAUGUACUAUGCCUGUGGCGUGAUAAUGCUGGUGCCUGGCAUAUUUUUCUUCAUCAUGAAUUACUACAACUACAAGAAACUGGACGAGGAGCGGAGGCAGAGCGCGGCCGCGGAGAUGAGGAAUUCUGACGAGGCCGUAGAACUUAAAAUGAACCAAAUUGAAAAAAUAGCGUAUGAAACAGAUGGAUGAACUUGCUGACUGCGCUUUUUAUUUCAGUUGGUGACAAAAACAAAAACCGGAACAUGUAGGACAAACAGCAUGCAGCCUAUUACUACUAAAAUGUAUUUUUAACUUUGGUUGAGUUUAUCUCUCUCUGGACCUUUGCUAAAUAUCUGUAUUAACAUUUGCUGUUUUAAUGGUUGUUUUAUGUAAAGUAUUAUAAUUAUGACGUCGUGUCACAACAGUAACUCUCGUGGCCUUUGCUCCUCAAUCAUCCAAAAUUGCCCUCAUUCCCUCCACUGCCAUAAUCAUAAUGGCUCUAUAAAGUAAUAUGGUGCCUCUCUGAUUAUUCAUUGGCUGAAUAAAAAUAAAUUUUCCUGAAGGACUGAUAUAAAAUAAUGAGUCAAAACCCAGAACAUCACACUGAUGGUUAUUGUCAUCUUUGGACCACUAGAUGGCACUGGACGCUAUCAGAGAACCAGUCGCUUCUCUCCCAUGAAACCACAAUUAAACAAAAGCCGUCAUCAUUGAGGGUUUAGAGUUUUUACAACAUGUUUUUUUCCAAAGUGUGGGUCAUCGCCCUCCAGAAACUGUUGAAUGAGUCACAGAGGAAGCAGCAGUAAAAGAAAGAAAAAGGAGAUUAUUAAAUGUCUGGAGUAAAGACAACAGACUUUUCCCCUUAAAACUCAUUCCCAGGAUUCCCCCCUCAUGCUGCGCAGAAAUUUAAAUAUCACUUGUAGAGAAAUAUUCAAUUAUUCAUUCUUCAUGUCGGUAGAAAAAAAAUCAUUUUCAGUGUUACAGGAAUCUGUAAGAGUUGCUUCACUGCUGCGCUCGAUUCAGAACUUGGAAAGAAGUUAUGGAAAUGUUUUAGCAUUUAAAUAAGAGCCCAGAACCAAAUGUCCAUUAUGAUAUAAGAUUGCAUUUGCAUCUGUGGCUGAAGAAGACAUUUCUACUACAGCUACAGGCCACCAAACAUUUCAGCUUUGUUUUCUUAACUUAGUCUUUUUAUGCUAAGAGAUAUUUCUACAAUGUGAAAAACCUAAUGAUACAAGGACAAAGAUUCUGACUCAUCUUGCACCUGUCUGAGAACAACACUGUGAUUUCAUGCCAGGUCACAUUAUCCCACCACAGGUCAGAUUUCAUUUUCCAGCACACUGCGUCAUUACAGCUCCUCAGUGCCACGCAGGCCUCGAGCACCUGCUGUACAAGAUACAUGGGCGAGCCAUUCAGUAUGUGAACAAGGCCAUUAUUACAGAUGUAUGUUUAAAUUCUUUAUCAUGUCGCUGCAAGGUGCAUAUUGACUGUCUGUUUCAGAAGCCUGAAAAUCGCUUAUGCGACCGAAUCAAUACAUUUAUUUAUAACCUCAGAUAACAUCAUCUGAAAAUCAGGCCAAAACACUGCAGGUCCGUGGCUCAUUUGUGGAAGGUCGUCUCUCUGGAUCCUGGUUUAAAUUCAACCAACGGACAUUUUGAGUCAAUGUAGCACCAAUUGAAAAACUGUAGGUCGCUCUGACCAAGAGUUUGUGUUAUUUGUUUGUUUUAAUCUUGGUUUAUUUGCCCAAACUAAAAUAUCUUGUUUUUUAGAGACCUAAUAAUCCAGAGUUAUACCUUGAAAGUAUUACUAAUUAAUUUUUGAAUUAGACAAAAUAUUAUGUUUAUGAAAUAGUGGAGCAAGUGUUGGUACUUUACAUAAGAAGAAAAAGUUCUGCUCAUCAAAAGUGUUAAUUACGGAGAAAUGGUCAGUGUUAUUAUAUUUAGCAAUAAAUUGUAAUCUAUGUAGCAAUAUACAUAUAUUAUACUGUAUCCUGUUGAAUUAUUAUAACUUGUACAUUAAUGUGUAAGUAGAAGUUUACUCUUGGUUGAAGUGGAACUAAUUUUCAACUAUUUUAUAAAAGGAUGCAACUAAUAAAUAUUUUUGUUAUGGAUGAA